AUGAGCCAGUGUUUUGCCGACACGAGCGCCCCAGUGGAUGGAGACAAUGACAUUGAUGGUGAGAACAGAACAUGUUUCCACGCUGCUACAUCUCCGUCAGACUGGACAGUGGAUCUGGGCCGGGACUUCCAGCUGUAUGACAUCAGGAUCUACAGUAGAAGUGGAUAUACCCUGAACAACACUACCAACACCACCACCACCAACUGCUCUACCCUCCCGAGUUCAUCCAACACCACCACCAGCCAAACUGAUGUGACGUGUAACGGUACAGGCAGAUACGUCACGAUCAAGAACCUGGGGACAGGGCCUGGAGAAAAUGAUACACUCAACAUCUGUGAGGUGGAGAUUUAUGUCUGCAGUCAGAAUAUCUAUUGGAAAGACUGUGAUAGUUUCUGUCACUGCCUGAAUUCAACCUGUGAUCGGUGGACUGGAUUGUGUCCUGGAGACUGUAGACCAGGAUGGCAGGGCAGAGAUGUGACACAGGUGAGACGUUACUGCUGGCAGGAUUGGUGGGUUCCAGUCAGUGGUACUAGAGACUGUAGACCAGCGUGGCAGGGACAGAGAUGUGAUACAGCUUGCAACAACACUACCUAUGGCAUUAACUGCAACGAAACGUGUACUGGGCGGAAGUGUUCAGCUCCAAAUUCGUUAUGCGACCGUCACAAUGGCGCAUGUGACACAGGAUGUCUUUCCGGUUGGACAGGUGCUGAUUGCACACGAGCUCCAAUAUCAGGCACCGAUCAUGACUUCCUCAAUAUCACACUUCCACUAAUAGUGGUAUCUACAGUGGCUGGUGUCCUGGUUGUCCUCGUAUUGGCCCUCGUUGUACUCUUAAUCAGAAGACGCGGAAAGCAAAAGAGAGUGCACGAGACAAGCCCGACACUGACAAGCCUGUAAAAGGAAGGAUUAGUGAAGUGAACGACAGCAGUAAGUACGUGAAUCUUAGCUUCGA
Haliotis rubra (blacklip abalone) is the source of this 952-nucleotide messenger RNA. Its product is annotated as multiple epidermal growth factor-like domains protein 10. The record is from RefSeq and is a predicted model, not a curated record. Lineage: Eukaryota; Metazoa; Mollusca; Gastropoda; Lepetellida; Haliotidae. Bases 1 to 897 code for a protein of 298 amino acids. The transcript is spliced from 8 exons.